Molecule: messenger RNA, 1275 nt
Organism: Nylanderia fulva
Lineage: Eukaryota; Metazoa; Arthropoda; Insecta; Hymenoptera; Formicidae
Source: RefSeq, a predicted model, not a curated record
UACACCUGGAUAUUGUAUAUACCCUCCGCCUGUAAAUAAUACUCAAUUUUCGUGUAUACAGCAGGCGAAAAUACAUCCUUUUUAAAUAUUCAGUAAGAAUGAUCUUUUUUAUAAAAUUAUCGCAAUAAAACAAUUAGAAUACACACGUGAGAGAAAGAAAUUAUUUUUAUAUAUCUCUCUAUUUUUACAAAUAAGUAGGAUGUUCCAUAUACAUGCUGAUCCUAUACUCAUACACAUUAUCUUCCAUAAAAAUAAUAUCCUUGUACCACGUCACAAUGUCAUUUAAGAAAUAGAGAGAUAUUUUCAGACGGAGAAAAGUCUAGAAAAUAGCUGAAAGUUAACUACAAAAUUCGUUUACUCUUUUUCUUAUUUCUGGAAUAAAAAAAAAAAAGAAAAUUGCGUCACAUUAGCUUGCACUCGUCUGUGCUUUUCUUAUAGUUAUAAUACUCGAAGAGACGGAUCGAUGCUAUUAGCAAUUUAAUAGAAUUGCGUAUGGAAAGUGUAAAUACACGUUCGGCAAAUAGGAGGGUAAUUUGCAACACUUAUUCCCCUUUACGUUGGGGGAAAAUAAGAGAAUUUUUUCGCGUGAAAUAUAGGAACGAAUAGAGAGGGAGACGCGAUUAUGAUAUGCUUCUUUCGCGCGUCCCAGACUUUUCUCAGUCGUCGUUGGAUCUUCGAAGUAAAUGGAAUUCUCCCUGGAUCGGUAUUACAAGUUGCAACGCCUGGUGUCGUCCAUAGUCGGACUAUGGCCUUAUCAAAGAGCGACGAACGCUUGGAUCCAUCGAGUGCUCGUAACUUUUUGCAUGAUCUGGGGUAUAAUCGGUCAGAUAGCUAAGAUAUAUAUGUCGGAAAUGACUGUGGAUUUUACACUCGAUUGUUCGCUCAUUCUUAUUACUAGUAUUGGUAUAUCACUGCAAUUCUUUGAUCGUAUAUUGAUCAAUCACAAAUUGAGAAUUUUACUCGACCAUAUUAAAGCCGAUUGGGAACGUGUCACGUCUCAGGAUGAAAUUAAAAUCAUGCAAAAAUAUGCCGUGAACGCAAGAAUAAUCACGAUAUUGUUUAUUAGUAAGUGAAAUUGUGGUCUCAAUAUUGCAAAACGUGCAAAUGAAUCAUAAUAUUCACAAUAAGAGAUUAAUAUUUUAUCUUUAAUAUCGUUGAUGUCAGUGAUAUUUUAUUUGAAAGAUUAUUUUCUGAAUUUUUUGUUGGUAUAGUUAAUUGAUUAAUUUCAAUUGAUUUUUUUACAGUUUAUGUAGCCAUAGCUACAAGUACGUAUAU